Molecule: messenger RNA, 1747 nt
Organism: Drosophila navojoa
Lineage: Eukaryota; Metazoa; Arthropoda; Insecta; Diptera; Drosophilidae
Product: CLIP domain-containing serine protease B8
Biological process (GO): proteolysis
Molecular function (GO): serine-type endopeptidase activity
Source: RefSeq, a predicted model, not a curated record
UAGUUUCGGUAUCGGUUUUAGUUUCGGUUUCGGUUGACGCUGUCGCCGCUGCGCGCAGCAUUCAAAUUGGAUUUUAAUAUACGGCCGAGCGUUCACGCGAGCGGAUUCACUUUUCGUUUGCGUUUUCAUAAGCCGCUCAGCCAUCCACAGUCCACAAUCAACAGUCAACAAUCAACAAUCAACAGUCAACAAUUCGAUAUUCGCGACAUUUGCUUUUGGCCAUUGCACGCGUUCGCGAUUGCGUAUACGUCGCGUUGUCCCCCGCCUGACCGCCUCUCCGUUUGUCGACGUUGGCGUCGCUCUCGUUAAAGCAUCGCAUUGUUUGGACCUGGACUCGGCCAAUCGCUGAUGUACCCUCACCCAAACAGCGGCGCAUUGUGGGUGGCCGGCACAUUGCUCGCCCUUGCCCUGCGCAUCACAGCCGGCAGCGCUGAGCUUCAGCCGCAGCCGUCUCGGUCGGCGCAGCUGGCUUGCGAUAUACCCAACGAAACAAAGCGUGGCAUUUGUGUACAGGUGAGCCAGUGCGCCGCCUAUUUACAGGUGCGCAAUGUGACGAAUUUGAGCUCGGAGCGCGUCAACUUUCUGAAGAAGGUGCAAUGCGAAAUGGAGACAACUGUAAAUGCAACUGCAAUGACAACAGCAAAUGCAACGGAAACGGCAAAUGUAACAGCAACUGCUGCUGACCUUACGCUGGAGGAUGCUUCGUAUAAUCCUCUCGUAUGCUGCCCAGCCAAUGGACAGGACUAUCUCUAUCCGGUUAUACAAUUCACCAAGUUUGAGUAUCGUCGCUUUCUGGAUGUCACCGCGCGCUUCAAGCGGAAGAAGCUGAAGAGACGCAUUCAAACCGUGGAGCCCAGCACGGGCUUCAAUCUGCUCAACGAGUGUGGCAAGCAGGUCACGAAUCGCAUCUAUGGCGGGGAAAUUGCUGAACUAGACGAAUACCCAUGGCUGGCAUUGCUCGUCUAUCAUUCAAAUGACUAUGGUUGCAGUGGAGCUCUGAUUGACGAUCGACAUGUUUUGACAGCUGCCCAUUGUGUUCAGGGCGAGGGUGUGCGGGAACGUCGCGGCUUGAAACAUGUGCGUUUGGGGGAGUUUAAUGUCAAGACGGAGCCUGAUUGCAUUGAGGAGCCCAAUUACUUGAGCUGCGCGGAUGCGGCACUGGAUAUUGCAUAUGAGCAUAUCCAUGUGCAUCCGGAGUACAAGGAGUACUCGAGUCACAAGUACAAUGACAUUGCCAUAAUCCGGCUGAAGCAUCCGGUUAGCUUCACGCACUUCAUCAUGCCCAUCUGCCUGCCCGACAAGACAGUUCAGACACCGCUGACCGAAGGGCAAAUGUUCUCCGUCUCCGGCUGGGGACGCACCGAUCUCUUCAACAAGUACUUCAUAAAUACGCACAGCCCAAUCAAACUGAAGCUGCGUAUACCCUAUGUGUCCAGCGAAAACUGCAGCAAGAUGCUGGAUCUCUAUGGUGUGCGACUGGGUCCUAAGCAACUCUGCGCCGGCGGCGAGAAGGCCAAAGACACCUGUGCCGGUGACAGCGGAGGUCCGCUCAUGUUCUUCGAUCGUCAACACUCCCGGUGGGUGGCUUACGGCAUUGUAAGCUACGGAUUCACACAAUGCGGUUCCGGACCGGGCGUAUAUACAUCGGUGCUGAGCUACAUCAACUGGAUCGAGAGCAUAAUCAAGAAAUAGAGAAGGAGUGGAAGAGAGAGUAUAGAUGGGAAGAAAGAGCUUUCGUCUAGAGGGA